Molecule: messenger RNA, 10095 nt
Organism: Porites lobata
Lineage: Eukaryota; Metazoa; Cnidaria; Anthozoa; Scleractinia; Poritidae
Source: the annotation of a GenBank genome assembly
AUGGAAGAAAAUCUGAAUGAAGAGGACAUAUGGGACGAAAAGUCUUUGAAACAGCUUAAACGAAAGUUAAAAACUUCGUCUCAAGAACGCGGGAAAUCGUCAUCUACCGGAUCCAAGAAUGCCAAGAUGAUAAAAUCUAAACGUUCAGAAAAGAAUGUAAAAGAAGGUCAGUCUACUCAAUCGCAAACAGACAAGAGGAAAUGUAGCGGAAGUUUGAAGAAAGAAAAGCAGAGGCGUAAGAGAUCAGACACUUCCAGUAAUCCAAAUGAGAAAAGUGUGGUUUCUAAAACCAUAAAUAAUCAAUUAAGCGCAGAUCAAUGUGGCUCAGCUGUCUCGAGUCCUAGCGAUAAAAUAACGCCUGAGAAAGAGGUCAUGGAUGGAUUUUGCCCCAAAUGUCAGAUGCCUUUCUGUGCCUUAAUUGGGCAGUCUCCUGGAUGGCAUGUCAGGGAAUGUUUGGAGACUAAAUAUUCAUAUGUAGGUAUGGUAUCUUUUUUGUGGUUGUUGAAGGUACAGUAUACACAGUAAGUUAUGUGCUCAGUUCGAAAUAGGCAUUGUGCUCCUUUGACAGGCUACCUCUACCAAUGUCCGUGUAAAGGCAAAGACAAACAUGAUAUCAACCUAUAUCCAACACAAAUUUUAAAUUUUUGAGUGUAUACACCCCCCCUCUCCCCGGGCUGUCAUUAAGAGCCAGGAGCAAGGGAUUUCCCUUGGCUAAAUUGUGGCUAAACUACUUUCAUGGGGAAAAAAUGGAAAAUAAGACCAAAAGAACUUCUUGGCUGUAAAUUCCCCACCUAUUAAUUGAAAUCUUAGGGACAGCCCGCAGCCCCCCUCUCCCCAACCCUGAGGGUUUAAAGGUGGUAGACCACUUUGACACAUAACUUUCAAACCAUACCCAAAUGAGCAUGGUUCAGGGAAACAGAGCAAAAUAUUAUAAAAUAGUUUUGCAAGACAAUCCCUGGUCUCAGAGGUUUUUCUUAAAAAUUUUCGCCAUGUGGGAGAGAACAAGCCACAAAGGGGCAAAAAUGUGUUGGAAAUUGGUGAGGAGUGAGAGAGAAAAACUCCCCUGCCUGCUGUCCUCUCUCUGUCCAUGCCAAUGUGUGACUCGUUUUUGGUGCUUUGCAGCUCACUCUCUCUCUCACACUAAGAAAAAUUUCAAGAGAAACCUCUAGGACCAGGGUAUUCAAGACAGAUCCGUGUCAGAACUUGGUCUGACUAAUGAAUUCAUGUGUCCAUUUAUGUCUGUCUAUCCUUUAAAGUUUUUAUCUAAAGUCUCCCAAGAAGCAUUAUAUUUUUUUCAAAAUAUUUGAUACUCAGUCAUCCAAGUAUUGUAUUAGCCCAACCAAGUGACAGGUGAGCUCAUAACUUAUAUUUUGUUUCAGGUGACUGUGCUGAAGGGAUUCACUGUAACUCAGUGUUCUCUCCUCAUUAUAAGAGAUAUUCUCACCAGCUUUUAGCUGCUUCUAGAAGUUGUGCCAUCUUUGAGAAAAACGUUGAAGAAAUAAGCAGUGAAAAAGAUGUUUUAGUAAGGAUCUGUAUUCUCUAUAAUUAUUAUCAUUCCUUUUGCUUUUUUCUUUUUGUUGCUAUCUCUCCUCUUCAUCCUUUUCAUAUUAAGGCUAACCAUGAUCUGAUUUUAAAUUUCACAAAAUUUAUCUUUCUUUUAAUUUCAAAUAAUUAUCCUCUGUAAAGCAACUUUCUUUUGUUUUUGAUUGAGGAUUUGAUUGACACUUUUUUAAAUCUGACUGUUCUUGCAUCAAAAGAUGAUGAGGAUUGUCAAACCAGGCAAAAGAUAUUUGGUUAAACCUUACCAACAAACCUUAUCAAAACUUCAAAAAAAUCUGGAACAAGCAAAAACACACAUUUGAAAGUUAACUUUUAAGUGUGUUAAUGUCAUUUCACAUCAUAAGAUACUAAAAUUAAUUGAACUUAUCAGUUAAUAAUCUGUGUGUUUGUUGAUAUAUUUCUUGCAUAUGAAGCUGUUAUUCCAUGUUCAUCUUUUUUUUCUGUAAUUUGAAUUUUCUGUAUCAUGGGUAUUAAAUUUCAGGAGGGUUUUUUAUUCACAGGUCUUUAAUUUCACGAUUUUUUUUUCAUAACAAAAUGUGAAAUGAAAGACCUUUGAAAAUAAGUACCAAUAAGUAAUCUCAAUUAUGGACUUGACAGUUAAAAGAAGUGGGAAUAUAUGAUUCUUGUAUUGCUGCUAAUAAAAAUGGGUAUACUUUAUAACACUUUUUAGCUGGUAAGGAAGUUCUGUCUAUAGUGAUAUCCAAUAUGUGUUCUUGCACUUGUUUUUAAAAGGUGGAAACAAAGACCCAUCCAUCUAGACAGCUAGACUUUUCAGGCCAAGAGUUGUCGCAACAAGGGACUAGAAUUAAAGAUGAAGAUUCUGCAGAAUUUAGUGCAAUAAGGGCUGUAGAUGAAGACAAAGAAAGUACACCAUUACAAACAUAUAAUAGUAAUAAUGAAUUGAAUCUCUCUAUUUCUUCCACUGAGAAAAAAGCUCAUCAUCAAAAAACCAACAAUACUUUGCAAGGUGACAAUGCCCAGGGGAGUCAUAAUAGUGGAAAAAUGAAGCAGUUUGAUGUCAAGAAACCACUGAUUACUUCUGAAAGUGUGGAGACUGUAAAUUUUAAGAAUGGUUUGGAGAAUAUAGCAAGAGACACUGGUGUGACAGUGUCAUCCUUUAUCUCAACAGAAGGUUUUGAUAUGUCAUCAGAUGAUGAUCUGUUUGGAGAUCCAGAGGUCCUUGAAAGUUUGUGUUCACAUACAGAGGAAAUGCAGCAUACAACAAAAAAUCAAGCUGAUGGCAAUGAUUUGGAUGAAACACAGUGUGUAAAUUCAACACAAAUUAAUGAAAAGGAGGAGGUUCUUCCUGUAAAAUCAAAUACCACUCAGAGACAGCAGUCACUGUCAUCUUUUGUUAAAAAGCCAAACAAGAAAUCAGCAUCUUCACUUAAACAAACAGACAUUGGAGUGUUCUUUGGCUUGAAACCUGUAUCAAAACCUUUUGAGAAUAAAAUGACAGGUGCCAAGAAUGUUAUGGAUGCUUCAACUUCUUCAGUAACUCACAAACAUGGAGGAUGGAGAGGAAGAAAACAGAAUACUUCACGCGAUCCUAAAAAUACUGGCUAUUCCUCUGAAGGUCAAAGUUCAGGGGCAGGUGAAGAUGUUCCUGCUGUAACAGCUAAUUCUAAAUCACGUCGGAGUUGUCCAUUUUACAAGAGGAUUCCAGGUAGUGCCAUUACCGUAGAUGCAUUUCGCUAUGGUGACAUUCCUGGUUGUCGUGCUUAUUUCUUGAGCCAUUUUCAUUAUGAUCAUUAUGCUGGUCUGAAUGGCAAGUUUACAAACCCUGUUUACUGCAGUAAGGUGAGUGAAUCUACUUGUAAAUUACUGAAAUGAUCACAACUAAAAGGACUACAGGACUGGCGACUGGUGAAUUUAAUAUUGAUAAAAUGACUUACGUUGGAACUUGUAGCUGUCUUUUUAGCUGACUGAUUAUAUCUAGAUUAAUGGGAGUUUCUUGGUGUUGCAGAUGGGUGUGAUCACCAUAUGACUGAAUACAAGGAUUGAAAAGACACUAAAGAAUACCUUAACCACAACACAAUGGUUAACCUACAAUAGGUUAUAGUUUCCACAACACCGUACCAAGAAACACCCAGAUUAACUGUCUCUUUGCUGAACAGGCUGUAUACUGACCAAUCCCUCACAAGAUUAUAAGAAUCUGUAUCUUUGGGAGUAUCUAUUUUAGUUUUCUAAGUUCUAAGAGCUUAUUAACUGAUAAAAUACCUUCUGGUCAAAUAGACAUUUCUAUAUUUGAUAUAUUUAUUGAGCUGUUUUUAAGGAAAAGGAAUUAUUGUAAACUGUAAAUUAUGAUCUGCCAGUAGUGAAAGGCUAUGCCUUAUCCCUACAUUAUUGAUCAGCAAGGAAUGUAUCAGUGAUGAUACAGGUCAAUUCACUGCAGCCAUAAGUUAUUCUUUGAAAAGUACAGAAUAAUUUAUUUGUUUUAGGUGUGAAUGGGUUAAAUAUCAGCCUGCUACUCUUCUUAUUUUCUAGAUCACAGCAAACCUUGUUAUAAAAAAGUUGUAUGUCAAGAAGCAGUUUGUUUAUCCACUUCCUAUGAAUACUCCAACUGUGAUCCAGAAUGUUGAAGUGACUCUUCUUGAAGCAAACCAGUAGGUUCCAUACUUAACUGUAUACUUCUCUUUUGUAACUGUUUUUUUUCUGAACCAGUAACUCAUGUUCUUACAACCAGGUGAUUGUACCAGGCCCAAACUCCUACAUGUGUCAUGUAAAUCAGAUGAAAAAUGAACCAGACACAGCUAGGGUGCUUUAAUGAUUACUGUUAUUUGGAAUUCCUCUUUUUGAAACUUUACUAAAAAAUAUCCUGAGGUGGACUUCAACUAUAAAUGACCUUAGGGUAAUAAACGUCCGGGGCAUCUUUUUAAUUUCAGGGGUCCAAGCAAGGGUGUUUAAUACUGCUAGGAGGUGUUUAAAAGAGAGAGGCAUUUAUUCUGAUGACCGUAACAAGCUCAACAAAACUAAUAUGCUUUUGACAAAAAUACCAAGAGAGUUUAAAAAUGGUGGAAUAUCCACUCCAACAUUAUUGAUAUGUCUAGGCCAUCUAGAAAUCCAUGUUGCUCUUUCAACUCCCAACAACGAUCUCAGAAUCCUCGCUCAGUGUUAUUGUGUUGCUAUCGUUAGUCUAUCCUUACUUUGAAUGUGACAUUGAACAAGAUCAGAUGAAAUACACAAACCCUGGUUAAUCAAACAAGAAACUGAAUGAAUUGUUCCUUUUUGGUAAUUCCUAGUAUUUUGGAGUAAUUCUCAUAGGGGGCGUCUAUUACACUGGGGGCAUUUAUUAGAGAGAGGUGUCUAAUACUUAACAGCGUAGAGGGGGCAUUUAUCAGAUAAGAGACCCUUUUUUUGGAAGUGGUGUUUAUUGGGUCAUUUAUGAUAAACCUAACUUCUGUUUAUAGUUUGAGUAUAAUUUUUAUUCAUAUGAUUGUGGAUGUUUCCUCUGGUGGAACAAUAGAUCAGAGCAUCCUGUUGUUAUAUAUGCACUACAUGUCCAAUUUGAAACAUUGGAAACAUAGGUUUUUUGAGUCAGGUAGCUGUCCUUGCUCCAGUUGGCUGUUUCCUAUCCUCAUUACAGGUUUGAAAAUAUUUUAGGUUCCAUGAAAGAAGUAAUGAGAAAAUAGAAUAUGAAUAAAGGCUCUUUCAAUUAACAGCUUGUACUGCACAAUAUCAUGUUAUAGUUUACAAAAUACUUUUUUUCUUCAGUUGUCCAGGAGCUGUUUUGUUUAUGUUCAAAUUUCCAAAUGGACACACAAUUCUACAUACAGGUGAGAUAUUCACUGACAGAGCCUUGUUUUACAACUUAACUCUAUUGCCAUUUUUAAUGUUAUUUAGCCACUGUCAAGAGAUUCAAACGAAACUCUUAACUGCAAAUUCUUCAUCCUGGCAAAUUCACUUCCACAAGAAUCAUCAGAUUUUUGAUUUUCUAUGUAUUAUUUUAGUGCAGUGUAUGUACAUGUUGAUGAUGAAAAUUACAUGUAAGGUGAACAUGCAUCAUGUGAUGUGCUGUGAUGGUAGUCAGGAAUUGAUGUUUAAAAAAAUGCUUAAUGAUAGUUUAAUGAUUGCUGAACUUAACGUAAAUUAAAGGUGACUUCAGGGCAUCAACAGAAAUGGAGCACUAUCCUUCUCUGCAGCAGUGUAAAAUUGAUGUUUUGUAUCUGGACACUACGUAAGUUAUUCUAGUAGAAAUACAAUAAUAUGCAGUCACUCAUGUAGACUUUCUACUUUUUAUCGUGACCUUAAGGCUAUCUCUCUCUUUAGUUUGGCACAUGACAAUACUUAAAGGACUAGCAAUUUUAUGUGCUCAAGCUCUUGGAUCUGCCUACAGCCUCAAGAGUAUUAUUAUAGCAAAAGUUAUGUUAUGAUCUCCCAACACUUCUCUGUCCCUCCUAAUGCCGCCAUUCUGUACAGUCAUCUUAAAGUUCAUCCAUUGUCAGUAGAUCGAGUGCCCAGUUCCAUUUCGUUGUUGCAUUGUAACUGUCAGUGUCUUUCAGUUUGGUACAUUCACAGGUCUUUUUGAAUGGUAAAACAUUUAAGUGAAGUAGGCUUCCUGAAAUAAGAUUUAUUUAUUUAUUAUUAAUGGUCCAACAAAUGCUUGUUGGGUAGUAGUUCUGUUGAAAAGCUAAUCUGAAAUUCCCAGUUUUGGAAAAAUUCUAGGAGUCACAGGAUUGUAGGUAGACACUUACAAACCUUGAAACCUUUCAUAAAACGGUUACAGCUAUUUUCCAGAACAUUUUAAUUUGUGUUUGCUCAUGUAUAAAAUUCUUUAGCAUUUUCUCAUUUACAUGUUACUGUGUUUGUUGAUCCAGAUACUGCAGUCCUCAAUAUUCCUUCCCACCCCAGGAGCAAACUGUCAACUUUGCAGUGUCCACAGCUGUUCAAGCGUGUCAACAAAAUGCAAAGACUUUGAUUGUCUGUGGCUCAUACACGAUUGGAAAAGAACGAGUUUUCCUUGGUAAGUCUGUUCUAAAAGAGUGGCUUACAAAUUACAUUGGCCUGUGUUAAGUGUACGUCAGUUUUAGAAUUUCAAUUUCGCCGAAGUAAAAGUGCUUGCUCUUCAUUUGUUCAACUUUUUAAACAGCAAAAGUAUAGAACUCCCUUGUGGAUAAUAUAAGUUCUCUAGUAUCUCUGAAUGCCUUUAAACUCUAUUUUAUUUAUGUAAUUUUUUUAAUUUCAAGAUUCAAAUAUAAGUAAGGGAUAUUUUAUUUAUGCGUGUCUCCAUGUUUGUUAAUUUUCUAAGUCAUUGUUUGGCAUUUAAAAAUGUUUGUUUUGAAGAUAUUAGCGAAAAGGUUACCCUGUAAAUUUGAGUUAAUAACUUUUUAUGUUUUCUGUUCUUAUAUGCCUCACUGCAGCUCGUUUUCUUUACACUUCAGGAUAAACUCAAUAGGCUUAGUUAUAAAGUACAGUAGAUAGAGGAAAGUAAACAAAAAAGGAUACUGUACUCUGUAGAUAUGAAUGGUUUUAAAAGUGUCGGCUCAUCUCUGGUUUAAUAUAAUUUAUUACUCACAGGUGACGUAAAGCAAAGAAAACAAAAUACAGGGGCACCCAACGACGGUUUCCUCCUAAAUACAUUGAGAACACUUUUUAAGGCUAUAUUCCAGAGCACUUUUAGAUCUCUAGAAAUGCAUGCCUUCUGGAACUAUAAAAUUUGUAUCUGUUCGGUCUUCCCAGGGGAACUUUUUGUCUUUUCGAAAUUAUUAGGGCUCUAGUAUUGCUUUCCCGAAAAUUUUAGAUGCAAUUUAACGUUUUACGAAAGUGAGAAUUUUUCUAAUUCCUCCUUACAUCGCGUUUUUGAAUCCGAAAAUUUUAGGUUUCCUUUUUACUACGAAAAAUACCCCAACCUGGGGGUAAAAUGUGAAAAAUUAGACUUCAGAAAAUCGUAGCGGAUUUGUUGGAAAAGCUUCGAAAAUUGUACAUGAAUGGAACCGCCAUCUAGAAAUUUUUAGCCGUGCUCAAGUUACAGAAAAUCCUAGGCAAUAUUUCCUUCUCCGAACAGAUAUUUUACAGAAAACAGUCGUUGGGUGCCCCUGAAAACAUCCUUAACAAUGAACCUAACCAUGACAAUAGCCCAUAAAACGAAUAAGUUACAUUAUACCGGGCGGUGGGGAUGAUUCCCAUUCUCUUUCCAGUUUUAACAGAUGAAUUUCCAUUAGAGUCAUAUCGGAUCUGACUAUUUUAAGCAGUGCUGGUUGCUGGAAUGAUUUCAUGUUUUCGUUUUUAUUUACUAGCCAUUGCAGAGGCACUUGGUUGUAAAAUCAGUGUAGAAAAACAGAAGAAAAAAGUGCUGGAAUGUCUUGAGUCGGAACACAUCAACUCACUGAUCACUACAGAUUGGAGGGAAGGAAGGGUACAUGUACUGCCAAUGGCUAAACUUACAUUGCAGGUAAAAUAAUGUCUUGUGCAUUUAGUAAACCAUAAAUAUUAUUAUGUCUACAGUUUUCAUGUGUAUUUCACGCUAGCAAGUGUCUAUUGUCACCUUUCGGAAAGAUUAUUUUAAUUAUAAUGAUGGUUUAAAAAACGAGAUAUAUUACACAUUAGUACACCUCUAGUUUUGGGCGACAUAACUUCGGGAGAGAUGACUUUGGGGCGAUUUGACCUUUUACCGCCGCAAGGAUCAGCCCAGGAGGGUCUACUACAGGCGAAUGUGACGAGGAUAACGUAGUCAAGAUGGUUCUAAUUCUUGGUUAUGUGUGUUGGAAAAUAAUAGUGCUUGACACAACAAAAAUAUGAAAUAUUUGCCCUUAAAACACUGCAAAACGUUAUAAGCAGGUUUCUAGCGAUUCCAUGGUGUAACAUUGGACUAAUAAAAGAUGCAAAUAUUAGUAAAAUAUUAAUCCUCUUGUAUGGAGAGAUUUGGGGGGUUGGUAAUAACUAAUAAUGGUGACAUGACUUGAUCAAUAAUAAAAGAGACGAAACAAGUGGGAUAAAUGUGUAAAAUAUCUCGUGUUUUAAGCCUUGAUGAAAUGAAACAAGCGCUCUAUAAAUGAGACGCUUUUGAUGAGACGAAACAAGCGCGAUAAAAGAGUACCAGUUCACACUUUUAAUAUAAGCUUUGAUAAGACGAAACACGCGCACCUCAAGAGAUAAAUGUGUAAUAGAGAAGCUUAAUGUUGUUGAGCAUAAUAAAAAUUUCAGGCUACUUACUAAAAAUUUCGAGUAACAUAACUCUGGUUCUUGUUUUGGGCGAGAUGACUUUCGGACGACUUGAGCUUAAACCCUUGUGGCACUGCAAAGGGUCUUACAUUAUCCCUUUUGUAGUUUGUGUUUACACGCGUUCAAUGCCUGUCUCUCUGUAGAAUCUAGCAGCAUAUCUGGAGUCACACGGGACGCAAUUUACAUCUUUGUUAGCAUUUAAACCUACUGGAUGGGAACACAGUGCAAAAACAGACAACUUGUCCAUGAUAAAACCCGCAAAGAGAGGAAAUGUUACAAUUUAUGGUAUGUACUAUGCGUUUUCGUUUUAAAAGAAAACUAAUGACAAAACCGUUUCAACUACUUUAUGUACAUGUAAUUGAUGUCAAAUGUGAAGGAAAUUAUAGCAUCGGUUGUGGAUACAUACAUAGAGAGAAAGAGAAAAAAGUGUGAAAAAGUACAUCUAUUUUAAGAAAAGCCAAGGGAAGCUUUAAUUUUUGAAAUGCUAAUCAUCGGAAUCAAGAGACCGAAACACUCAAGCGGAUUCUUUCCACGCCAAUCUUUUUAAUGAAUUGUCAAUUUCUUUAAUUUUCUGGCGUCAAUUUUGAUUUACAUCUACUUUUCCACACUUGCUUCUCUGUAUAUAUCCGCGAACAUUGUUAAUUUUCUUCACAUUUUGACAAUAAUGACAUGAAGUCGUCAAAAUGUCAUGUUACAUUUUUAUCUUUUAUUUUCUUUUAACAUAUCUAUCGAAAUCAUUGCAAGAGAUUUACUGCUACAAGGCACAAACUUUAAGGGAAUAGCGUCCCAUUUUAGGGUUAGGGUUGUACUUAACCUCUGAAACAAGAACACUGUUUCCCCAAGUUUUUAAUUUUCUGACAUGAGGUGGUCAGAGUUUAGGCCUGGACGCCUCCUCUUACAUCUAAAAUGAUGAUGUAAUGGUUACAAGCAGAAAAGUAAGAAUACAAUUUGAAUGAAUCUAUUUGGAACCUUGUAGGGGUGAAAAUGAACUUAAACCACGCCCAUAUAACUGGCAUCACGUCGCUGGUAGCAUGUUUCUAGAGUGGUUCUUUAGUCCCCAAUAGGUAGACGAACAAAACGUGGACUCUUUUUCUUGUUCUUUUAGGUGUACCUUACAGUGAGCACAGCAGCUUUACAGAGCUUGAAAGAUUUGUCAAGUUUGUUAAACCAAAGAGGAUCAUUCCAACUGUCAAUAUUCAUUCUGCUGAAAGCAGGACACAAAUGCAAACAAUCUUUAAUAAUUGGCUGUCACAUACAGUAAAUUGAUACCUGUAGCCGACUAUAUAAAAAUUAUGCUAAGGGCUUCUUGAUUUCUUUGCUUAGACCAAUGUAAAUAGCCGGAAUGCGACAGCCUAGAGCUGAUUCCUAGCGGAC